AAAAUAUGUUUUUGUGUGUGGUGUUUGCGUGAUGGUUCUUGGGAGUUCUGCUUUGACAUUACAAUCAAGCAGUAGAUCAAAACAUGAUGUAGCUGCUGCUUCAACCACCGACCUCAACUUCAUUUCGGGAGACGAGCUAGCCGGACGUCUACAGGAUGGCUUCUGUAGCACCUAUGAUUCAACCGAUGGUCCUCCCUCCUUCCCUUCCGGCACUGUCGGUGACGGUACUAUGUGUCGUAGCGCUGAUAGUGGGGACUUCCACUGUAGGAGUAGCGCAACUGCUAUGGAGAUUGUUCCUGUGGGACAACCUGCGAAUUCCCCCUCCUCCCCGUCGCCUCCAGUAUCGCCAGGAGGGGGAAGUUAUAGGAAACUGGUUCUCAUUGAUCUGCGCUCUAUGUUUCUGUUCCAGGAGAGUCACGUGAGAGAGAGUAUUAACCUCACAAACUGUCCUCUGGUUUCAAAACGCAUUCAGGAUGGGAAACUGCAGAUUAAGGAGUACUUGGAGGCUCGACUACUGUUCGACGGCAGCCAAGACAUCGUCAUCUACGAGCAAGGACCCCCCUCUGGCAGUGGAUGCCAACUGCCCUCAGCCUCUUCUGCGGGCACUGGAAGCGGAGACCCCCGUCAAGAAAGUGAGGAGGGGAAUGGGAUGAAUGCAGUCACUGAUUUCGCUAAACUAAUCUUCAAAAAUCUAAAAAAUGUGUCCAACAAGGAAGCGCGCAUUGAGAUAUUGCAAGGAGGUUUCGACAGUUUCCGCAAAGCGUAUCCAAACCACUGUACCCAAGGAGUUCCCUUCGUGGCCAGAUAUUUCAUUUCCAAUGUGAGUGGCGAUGAUGAAAGCACUUAUCUCAAUUGGGAGGCGACGGAAGUGAGGAAAAACAUAUUCAUAGGAGCUUUGCAUGACGCGAAGAAUGACAAACUGCUGGACAGACAUAACAUCACUCAUAUUCUGAACUGCUGUCGCACUGCUUCCAGAGGAGAGGGCGUGACAGACUGUGGGAGGGGCAAGUACAAGUACAGGGAGUUGCAGUGUGAUGAUAAUCUGCAGCAGUCACUGGCUGGGAAACUAGACGAUGCCUUUCAGUUCAUAGACGAAGCAGUUCGGGGAGAGAAUGGGAAAAAGGGAGGCAAAGUGUUGAUCCACUGUUACGCCGGAGUGUCCCGGAGUGCGGCCAUCACCAUCGCAUACCUCAUGUACGCCUACAAUCUCACCUACCACGACAGCUACAGGGAACUGAAGCAGAAGCGCAGUAUAGUUGCACCAAACAUCAGUUUUGUAGCUCAACUCAUGAAGUAUGAUGACCACCUGAAAGCCAAGAAGAAGAACGUCUCGAAAAGCAGCCCUUCAUCACCUGUCAUUAUGGAAAUCAAACAACCCCCACCCCAUGUUCCUUUAGCGGGGAGUUCUGCACGUACCAAAGUGCAACUUCAGAACCUAAAACUCGAUGCCCUGAACUUAAAGAAGGAUUCUAACGAAGCGCAAAGCACAGGAUUUGCGGCCAAAAGGAAGAUGUUACUGCCCCUGAAAAUAAAUGUAGCAGCUUCCGCAGUGCCUCGCGAAGGAGCGUCGCGCUUCGAGAACAUUGCCUCGGCCCCAAUUAUGCCGACAAACUACAACCCGUUUUGCUCGGCGUUCAAGAAGGCAAACACGAAUAAAAACUCCUUUAGUAGUUCGCUGAAGACCAGCAAUGAACUGUCCUCUGCGUUUCCGAAGUGUAGUUUUGGCGCCCCUUCGUUUUCUCAUCAGAAAAAUAGUUCGAUUCCCGAGUAGUUCCAAGAUUAAUGUUCGAAAAAAUUAUAUAUAGAAUUGCCCAAAAUUGUAUCCGACUUCGGACGGAUCUGGCUAAUUUUUGGCCAACGUUUUACAGAUUUCCAGGAGUUUUUGAAACAAAUUUCAAUUUUGCUGCGAAUAUUCCUUAGGCAUUCAAAAUGUUUCGGCCUUUACUGCUUAUCUAGAAAUGUGAAUCUGUACAAAAAAUUUGAAGAGAAACCUUGAAAGAGUCUGAACAUUGAGCUUGGAACUCAAUUGCUCGUUGCUUGUGAACGUGUCCUGCCUGAAACCAAAGCAGGUUACUGAUUGAACCCUUUGACCCUGAUUAUGAGCCUGAUUUUCUUUACAGUUUUUUGUGAGUAGCGAUUAUUAAUCAUAGAAAAAAAACAUGCAAAAUAGCAGCUUGGAGAGUUAAAAAGAUAGAAUAGAAAUUUUUUGAAUUGAAAUUUUAUCAUUUG
Molecule: messenger RNA, 2229 nt
Organism: Symsagittifera roscoffensis
Lineage: Eukaryota; Metazoa; Xenacoelomorpha; Acoela; Convolutidae
Product: probable rhodanese domain-containing dual specificity protein phosphatase
Exons: 7
Coding region: 32-1771 (579 amino acids)
Biological process (GO): negative regulation of MAPK cascade; protein dephosphorylation
Molecular function (GO): MAP kinase tyrosine phosphatase activity; MAP kinase tyrosine/serine/threonine phosphatase activity; protein tyrosine/threonine phosphatase activity
Source: RefSeq, a predicted model, not a curated record